AUGACGACAUCAUCGUGGGAAGACACGGCUACUCAGAAGCGCGAAGCCAUCCUAGCUGCUAUACCAUCAAAAUGGCGACUGGAGAAGUUGCCGUCUGUAGAGGAACAAACUGAUGUCACCGAUUAUGUGAAGCAGUACUUCAAUGAAAAGGAGCUCAAAAUCACCGAAAGCAGUGCGGAUGUGAUUGCGAAGACGGUGGCCGAGGGGAAGUGGACUGCCGAGGAGGUCACGAGAGCAUUCUGUCAUCGAGCUGCAGUGGCGCAUCAGCUGCUACACUGUCUACAUGAAAUCUUCUUCGAUGCCGCCAUCCAAGAUGCAAAGGCACUUGACGAAUACUAUGCGAAACACAAGAAGACGAUAGGACCCCUUCAUGGUGUACCAGUCUCCCUCAAAGAUCAGUUCCACGUCAAGGAUGUGGAGACUAGCAUGGGCUACGUAGGAUGGAUCGGUACAUUUGAAGGUAAGAAAGGUACCGGCAAAGAGAAGGUUUUCGAGAGUGAAAUGGUGAAGAUGUUGCGGAAUGCAGGUGCUGUCUUGUAUUGCAAGACCAGUGUGCCGCAUACGUUGAUGAGUGGCGAAACAGUCAACAAUAUCAUUGGGUAUACGCUCAACCCGAAGAAUAGAAACUUGACGGCCGGUGGUAGCUCGGGUGGUGAGGGCGCGUUGAUUGGAAUCAGAGGAUCACCAGUAGGUUUUGGUACUGACAUCGGUGGCUCCAUCCGCAUUCCCGCCGCCUUCAACGGGCUCUACGGCCUUCGCCCAUCCACAGGUCGCCUCCCAUAUGAAGGCAUGGCGAACUCAAUGGAAGGCCAAAAUACUGUUCUUUCCGUAGUCGGACCCAUUGCAACCAACGCAGCCUCUCUACGCCUUGUAACUCAAGCCCUUCUCCAGCAAAACCCAUGGCUUCACGACCCCCUCGUCCACGAGAUCCCCUGGCGCGGCGACCAAGAAACCGAGAUCAAGUCCGCAAAGAAACUCUGCUUUGGCGUACUGAGAACAGACGGCGUGGUAAACCCCACGCCACCCGUCCGCCGCGCAAUCGAAUUGGUUGUCAAAGCCCUGCGCAGCGCGGGUCACGAAGUCAUCGAUUGGCAACCACCAUCCCACCGCAUCAUCAACGACACUGGCUUCAAUUCCUGGAUCUAUGACGGCGGAAAAGACGUGUGUUCCGCUUUUGCCCUGUCCGGUGAACCCAUGGCCCCGCAAGUCUCGUUUUAUUCAUCCCUUGAGAAGGAGUUUGCAGCCACGGAGAUUGCUGCUACCAAUGUUGAAUUGCGCCGCUUGAAGAAGGAGUACCUGGAGUAUUGGAACAGUACGGCCGAAAAGACGGGUACAGGGAGGCCGGUGGAUGCGGUGAUUUCCCCUCUUGCGCCCUUCCCUGCUGCAAGGAGGGAGAAGUACAAGUACUAUGGCUACUCGACGUGGGUAAAUGCUCUGGACUACACGAGUGUUGUUGUUCCGGUCACGAAUGCGGACAAGAAGAUCGAUGCGAAGGAAGAAGGGUACAAAGCGCUUGACGAGCAGGAUAAGACUAUCCAAGACGACUAUGACCCGGAGGUGUACGAAGGGGCGCAUGUGAGUCUGCAGUUUGUUGGACGGAGACUGCAGGAGGAGAAGAUGCUUGCUGUUGCGGAAGUUUAUAAAUAUGUAGUACUAAUCGAGUAUAUCCUGCACGCUACAGGUGAUUAUCGAAAUUCAACAAACAAGUACACGACAUCCGCUGCGCCAGCGCUGGCAUGCUCCACGCCUAAAGACUUUAAUCACGUAGUAUAG
Messenger RNA from Alternaria atra, 1773 nucleotides. RefSeq lists its product as uncharacterized. Lineage: Eukaryota; Fungi; Ascomycota; Dothideomycetes; Pleosporales; Pleosporaceae. The record is from RefSeq and is a predicted model, not a curated record. The coding region runs from base 1 to 1773 and encodes 590 amino acids. The transcript is spliced from 6 exons.